Diorhabda sublineata is the source of this 2152-nucleotide messenger RNA. RefSeq lists its product as uncharacterized. Lineage: Eukaryota; Metazoa; Arthropoda; Insecta; Coleoptera; Chrysomelidae. The coding region runs from base 78 to 602 and encodes 174 amino acids. The record is from RefSeq and is a predicted model, not a curated record. The transcript is spliced from 3 exons.
AGGAUUAUUUUGUUAGUCGUUGAAGUGAAACACAAUCAGUUCUAAAAUGCCUUGACUAUAACAGUGGUCUACAAAACAUGGUGUGGGGGAGAAUAAUUAUUAGGAUAAUUUUCGCGAUUUGUUUGAUAUUACUUGUAGUGACCGAUUACUCAGGAAUUUUACAAAAAUUAAUUGGUGGGAAUAAGUCAGAGGAUCAUCAUGUUUCACCGAGACCAACCAAUCCUGGAUACGGUGAUUCUAAGACCGAUAUAGAUAUUGAUGCUGAUAUUGAAGAAGAAUCUGUCAAACAUUUAGGAAGUCAGACAACGAAGUCAAAAAUAUUGAAGACAAUUAAAAAAGCUUGUUUACCAAAAUUAAUUUGUGAGCUGACAGCAUCCACCCACAAAGAUAAAUUGACCGAUUCUGAAAAGGCACUUUUAAGUCUACUAAGAGAUACAACAAUUAGCACAACUGCUGAGUUGACGUCCAAAUAUCAUUUCGCUGCCCAUAUGGGUCAGCUAAUAAACGGAGUGGACGGAAACGGUUGCCAUAACUUUUAUCCUACAUGCCCUUUUCCAGGAUUGCAGGUUCUUCAGAUGAUGAAAAAAGUUCGAAUGCGUUGAGAUCUUACGAGAAAAGGAAGUCGUCACAUCACAUCGACAAUUUUGGAAAAAUGUUGUUCCUGUUAUGAUUGGACUUUAUCGAUUCGUAGAUUAUCAAAUGAAAAUGGAAUAAUUGCCAAGCAAUUGAAAAUAAUUUUGUCAAAAUUAAGUGCAUAGUACAAAGUGUGUAGUUCUAUAAUGAUUAUUUUUGUUUUUUUCGAGGAUUUGUUAAUUUAGACAUACUUAUGUCUUCCGAAUACUUAUGUAUUCAUCGUCUGGGACUGAAAUUAUGGUCAAAUACAAUAUAAGUAAUAUGUAUAAAUGUAUAACAAUAAUAAUUAUUGUAAGUAAAAUUUUAUUAUUGUUAUACAUUUAUACAUAUUUCUUAUAUUGCAUUUGACCAUAAUUUCAGUCCCAGAUGAUGAAUACAUAAGUAUUCGGAAGCUCGGAAAAUAUAUUGAAGUUAGUCCACUUUGGUGUUUCCUUGCCACGUUCCCAAUAAUAUAUAUAUAUAUAUAUAUAUAUAUAUAUAUAUAUAUAUAUGCAUAUCCUACGCGCCAACUUUUCAUUUGAAUUCUGUGCUAUCAAAAUAUAAAUUUUAUUUUCCAUGUAUUUCAUUGUAUAUUUUCCCCUUUUCAACUAAAGAGUAUAUUCUGUAUACUACUAAAAUAGAAAAUUUUUAUCAUUUCGUUUAAAAAAAAUAAUAAUGUUUUUCACGUUAUUAUUGUCUGCUAGCCAAACCAUCUGAUUAAUAGUUUGCGGUGGAAUAUUCUUAUGCUAAUUGGCUGUAUUCCAGACUUUAUCCUUGAGAAAUGUCAACAUCAAAAAUACCACGGCGCAAGAUUUGGCGAUCUAACUGUUAACUAUCUGGCGUCUGAAUGUUACCUCUCUGUCCAGUACAUUUAAUUGGGGAAGUAAGCUCUCAUCAUUAAAAUAAAAUAGGAUUUUGUUUAUACUUCUGAAACCAGGCAUUUUCAUUCGAUAGGUUCUUAUAUAUUAAAAUGAAAUAUAGGUGGGCCAAUGCACAAUCAACGCAUCCAAUGAGAAUUCCCCGUUGAGCAAUAUCUACAAUUUUCUCGGUUUACCUCCCUGUUCAAUGUUGAUACAUCAAAAAAUAGAAUUGUAUCGGAAGCUGUUUCUCUUCAGUCAAGCUUCUUUGUUUUCCGCAGAAUUUCAUUUUCUAUUCUAGAUCGACUUCUGUUAGCUCCUUCACAAAAGUUUAUUUCUAUGGAAGCAACUUACAAGAGUUUUAUGAUUCGCAUGAUUUUGACAUCAAUAUUGGAUUAAUUACCUUUUUAACGAUUUAAUCUGCUUUGUUGAUAACUUUUAGAGAUAGUACCUAUGUGUCAGUAAAAUAUUACAUUUUACUAAUAAUCACGAUUUAGUUAAUUUAAAAUAUGAAUCAUUAUUGAAAGUUUACAAAAUUUUUAUUGGUUUAAUUCAUAAUUCCCCGUAAAUGACGUAAUUGUUUAGGAACUCUCAAAUAUUGUACAAUAUAGAGAGAGUUUUAUCGAAAUGAGUAUGUACGUACUAAAUGUUUUUGCGCUUCCGUAGUUUUUUAAAAUAAGGAC